UGCACAAAGAUAUAACUCUGUAGAUUUGUCCUAAAAUGACCAGUAUGUUAGUUUAAAAUAUCUUCUUAUAUAACUAUUUUCUCAUUCCAGUUAUCUUCUGUUAUCUUUACGGUGUUCUGUCUCCUACUGUUUUAGCUUUAAAUCCAUUGUCUCUCCGUAUGAUCCAUAUCCUGGGGAUGUGGGGGCAUAUUUUAACUGUCUCCAACUUUAUAGCUUCCAACAGUGAAGCCUUUGUUAUAGUAGCUGGCUGGCAAAAAAUCAUGUUUUCCGCUCUUUGUCUAAACCCUGUAAGAAAAAGUGAAUGUGUCCCUGGGAGUUUCUGCAGCCCUGCACAUGGAUUCCAUCCAGUGGUGCUCGUCAGAAACCACCACGCAUGAGAUGCUGUUUCCACAGAGGAAAGCCUCACAAAUUAAGUCAAACUCGCAGCGCUGUCUAGUUUUCACUUCCCAGCCGAGCCUCCGGUUCUCCUUUUUUUUUUUCUCCUUUUUUUUUUUGGUGCUUUUUCAGCACGCCCCCCUGGUUUUCAUCAGAACACAAUGUCGCGAGGUCAGAUUUGACUCCUUGCUCGUUCAGUUUUUUCUCUAAAAGUUGUGAAGACGCUGAGCAAAGAUGGACUUAUGCUGCUGUCUCUGUUCAGGACCACCACACGAUGAACGAGACAGAGUUCAAAAGAAGACUUUCACAAAAUGGGUCAACAAACACUUGAUGAAGGCCCAGAGACACAUCACUGACCUGUACGAGGACCUCAGAGAUGGACACAACCUCAUCUCCCUGCUGGAGGUGCUCUCCGGAGAGACACUGCCGCGGGAGAAAGGCCGCAUGCGCUUCCACAAGCUGCAGAAUGUUCAGAUCGCCCUGGACUUUCUCAAACACAGACAGGUCAAACUGGUCAACAUCAGGAAUGAUGACAUUGCAGAUGGAAAUCCCAAGCUGACCCUGGGGCUGAUAUGGACUAUCAUCCUUCACUUCCAGAUCUCAGACAUUCAGGUGAACGGCCAGUCGGACGACAUGACGGCCAAAGAGAAGCUGCUGCUGUGGUCUCAGAGGAUGGUGGAGGGAUACCAGGGCCUGCGCUGCGACAACUUCACCACCAGCUGGAGGGACGGCAAGCUCUUCAACGCCAUCAUACACAAACACAGGCCCACUCUGAUCGACAUGGGUAAAGUGUACCGACAGUCCAACCAGGAGAACCUGGAGCAGGCCUUCAGCGUGGCAGAGAGAGACCUGGGCGUCACCAGACUGCUGGACCCAGAGGAUGUGGAUGUGCCUCACCCAGAUGAGAAAUCCCUCAUCACGUACGUCUCCUCUCUGUACGAUGCCAUGCCCAGGGUACCAGAUGUUCAGGAUGGAGUCAAAGCCAAUGAGCUGGAGCUGCGUUGGCAGGAGUAUUAUGAGCUGGUCACCAUGCUGCUGCAGUGGAUCAGACACCACAUCCUGGUCUUCGAGGAGAGGAAGUUCCCCACCAGCUACGAGGAGAUCGAGGUUCUUUGGCGUCAGUUUCUGAAGUUUAAGGAAACAGAGCUUCCUGCGAAAGAGGCUGACAAGAACCGCUCCAAACACAUCUUCAAGUCUUUUGAGGGUGCAGUUCAGGCCGGUCACGUCAAAGUGCCGCCAGGUUACCAUCCCUUUGAUGUGGAGAAGGAAUGGGGUCGUCUGCACAUCGCCAUUCUGGAGCGAGAGCGUCUCCUCAGGACAGAGUUUGAGAGGCUGGAGCGACUUCAAAGGGUCGUCAGUAAGGUCCAGAUGGAGUCGGGGGUGUGUGAGGAGCAGCUCAACCAGGUGGAGACUCUGCUGCAGACGGACAUGAUGAUGCUGAGCUCGGGGAAACCUGCCCAGCACACGGCAGAGAUGGAGGCCGAUCUGGAAAAAGCAGAAGGAAUGAUCCGCUUCCUGUUCAAUGACGUGCAACUGCUCAAAGAUGGACGCCACCUUCAAGCUGAGCAGAUGUACCGCAGAGUGUACCGUCUCCACGAGAGGCUGGUGAACCUGCGCAGCGAGUACAACCUGCGCCUCAAGUCCGGAGUGACCGCCACGCAGAUCCCCAUGACGCAGAUCCCCAUGACGCAGAUCCACACCGCCCAGGUCCUGCAGCAGGCCCCCAUGAGGGUGCGGCCCGAGCUGGAUGAGGUCACCAUGCGCUACAUGCAUGACCUGCUGGGCUGGGUGGAGGAGAACCAGCGGCGGGUGGAUGACGGGGAGUGGGGCUCCGACCUGCCCACCGUGGAGUCCCAGCUGGGCAGCCACCGGGGCCUGCACCAGUCUGUGGAGGAGUUCCGCUCCAAGAUCGAGAGGGCGAAGGCCGAUGAGAGUCAGAUCUCACCUGCCAGUAAAGCCGCCUACCGAGAUUAUCUAUCAAAACUGGAGCUGCAGUACGGCAAACUGCUGAACGCCUCUAAGGCUCGUCUGCACUACCUGGACCAGCUGCACGCCUUCGUCAUCGCAGCCACCAAAGAGCUGAUGUGGCUCAAUGAGAAAGAGGAAGAGGAGGUCAACUACGACUGGAGCGACAGAAACACCAACAUGACCGCCAAGAAAGACAACUACUCGGGUUUGAUGAGAGAUCUGGAGCUCAGGGAGAAGAAGAUGAACACUGUCCAGGCCACAGGAGACAAACUGCUGCGGGACGGACACCCAGCCAGGAAGACUGUAGAGGCCUUCACUGCAGCUCUGCAGACUCAGUGGAGUUGGAUCCUCCAGCUGUGCUGCUGCAUCGAAAACCACCUGAAAGAAAACACUGCGUACUACCAGUUUUUCUCUGAUGUGAAGGAUUCGGAGGAGAAGCUCAAAAAGAUGCACGACACAAUGAAGAGGAAGUACACCUGCGACCGCUCCAUCACCGUCACACGGCUGGAAGAUCUCCUGCAGGACGCAGCUGAUGAGAAAGAGCAACUGAAUGAGUUCAAGACUCACGUGGAAGGUCUGAAGCGAAGAGCCAAGACCAUCAUCCAGCUGAAACCACGUAACCCUGCUACCCCCAUAAAGGGCAAACAGCCCAUUCAGGCCGUCUGCGACUUCAAGCAGAUGGAGAUCACAGUCCACAGAGGAGACGAGUGCGCUCUCCUGAACAACUCGCAGCCUUACAAGUGGAAGGUGCUGAACGAUAAAGGCAGCGAGGCAGCCGUCCCGUCUAUCUGCUUCCUGGUCCUACCCACCAAUAAGGAAGCUGUCAACAGUGUUGCCGGACUGGAUGGAAACCUCCAGCGGCUGCAGACGAUGUGGCAGACGAUGUUUGUGGACAUGAAGAGCCUGCUGUCCUGGCAGUACCUGAUGAGAGACAUCACCAUCAUCAAGACCUGGAACAUCUCCAUGUUUAAGACCCUGAGGGUGGAGGAGUACCGUCUGGCUCUGAGGAACCUGGAGCUUCACUACCAGGACUUCUUGAGAGACAGCCAGGACUCCCAGAUGUUCGGGGCUGAGGACCGUAUGGACGUGGAGUCCAACUACAACAAAGCCAACCAGCACUACAACACAAUGGUCAGCACUGCAGAGCAAGGCUAUGUGCCACCCAGAGCAGGAGAGCAGGACGAGUCGAUGUGCAAGACUUACAUGACGCAGAUCAAAGACCUCCGCCUGAGGCUGGAGGGUUGUGAGAAUCGAACGGUGACACGCCUCCGCCAGCCUGUGGACAAGGAGCCACUCAAAGCCUGCGCCCUGAAGACUGCCGAGCAAAUGAAAGUUCAGUCUGAGCUGGAGGGCUUAAAGAAAGACCUGAACUCCAUCACGGAGAAGACGGAGGAGGUCCUGGCGUCUCCUCAGCAGUCCAGCUCCGCCCCGAUGCUGCGCUCCGAGCUGGACGUCACGCUGAGGAAGAUGGACCACGUCUACGGCCUCUCCAACGUCUACCUGGACAAACUGAAGACCAUUGAUGUCGUGAUCAGAAACACUAAAGACGCAGAAGACACGCUGAAGAGUUAUGAGACUCGCCUGCGGGAUGUUAGCAAAGUGCCGGCUGACGAGAAGGAGGUGGAGGAGCAGCGGGGUCAGCUCAAGUCGAUGCGUGCUGAAGCAGACAGCGACCAGGCCGUGUUCGACCGGCUGCAGGACGAGCUCAGGAAGGCGACGGCCAUCAACGACAAGAUGACGAGGAUCCACAGUGAGCGCGACAGCGAGCUGGAGCAUUACCGUCUGCUGGUCAACAGCCUCCUGGAGCGCUGGCAGGCCGUGUUCGCUCAGCUGGAGCUGAGGCAGCGCGAGCUCGACCUCCUCAACCGCCACAUGAACUCCUACAGAGGAAGCUACGAGUGGCUCAUCCGCUGGCUGGGAGAAGCGAGGCAGAGGCAGGAGAAGAUCCAGGCUGUGCCCAUCGGGGACAGCAAGGCUCUCAAGGAGCAGCUGGCAGAGGAGAAGAAACUCCUGGAAGAGAUCGAGAAAAACAAGGACAAGAUUGAAAACUGCCAGAAAAAUGCAAAGGAUUACAUCGAUUCAGUCAAAGAUUACGAGCUCCAGAUCUUGACUUACAAAGCCCUCCAGGAUCCCAUAGCAUCUCCUUUAAAGAAACCCAAGAUGGAGUGUGCGUCUGAUGACAUCAUCCAAGAGUAUGUAACUCUGAGAACCCGCUACAGCGAGCUGAUGACUCUCAACAGCCAGUACAUUAAGUUCAUCAUGGAGACGCAGCGCCGCCUGGAGGACGAGGAGAAAGCUUCUGAAAAACUAAAAGAAGAGGAGAGGAGGAGGAUGGCAGAGAUACAAGCCGAGUUAGAUAAACAGAAACAGUUGGCCGAAGCUCACGCUAAAUCUGUGGCCAAAGCAGAACAAGAAGCCCAGGAGCUGAAGCUGAAGAUGAAAGAGGAAGCGAGCAAGAGGCAAGAUGUUGCGGUGGACGCUGAGAAACAGAAGCAAAACAUCCAACACGAGCUGCAUCAGCUGAAGAGUCUGUCCGAGCAGGAGAUCAAGUCCAAGGGGCAGCAGCUGGAGGAGGCGCUCCUGAGUCGGACCAAGAUCGAGGAGGAGAUCCACAUUAUUAGACUCCAGUUAGAGACGACGAUAAAGCAGAAAGGUUCAGCUGAAUCUGAGUUACAGCAGCUCAGAGAAAAGGCUGCCGAGGCCGAGAAGCUUCGGAAAGCUGCUCAGGAUGACGCAGAAAGGCUUCGCAAGCAGGUGACGGAAGAGACGCAGAAAAAGAAGAACGCAGAAGAUGAGCUGAAACGUAAAUCUGAGGCGGAAAAAGAGGCGGCCAAGCAGAAGCAGAAAGCGAUGGAUGACCUGCAGAAAUUUAAAAUGCAAGCGGAGGAGGCGGAGAGACGCAUGAAGCAGGCCGAGGAGGAGAAACUGAGGCAGAUCAAAGUUGUAGAGGAGGUGGCACAGAAGAGCGCCGCCACCCAGCUGCAGACUCAUUCCAUGUCAUUCAACGAGAAGGCGACGAAGCUGGAGGAAUCCCUGAAGAAAGAGCAGGGCACCGUCCUUCAGCUUCAGGAGGAAGCCGAGAAACUCAGGAAGCAGCAAGAGGAGGCCAACAGAGCCAGGGAGCAAGCGGAGAAAGAGCUGGAAACAUGGAGACAGAAAGCCAACGAGGCUCUCCGCUUGAGGCUUCAAGCUGAAGAGGAAGCUCAGAAGAAGAGCCAGGCUCAGGAGGAAGCAGAGAGGCAGAAGGCCGAGGCCGAGCGGGACGCCAAGAAAAAGGCUAAAGCUGAAGACGCUGCUCUUAAACAGAAAGACAAUGCGGAGAAAGAGCUGGAAAAACAAAGGAAAUUUGCGGAACAAGUAGCCCACCAGAAGCUGUCUGCAGAGCAGGAGUGCAUACGACUAAAGGCCGACUUUGACCACGCUCAACAACAGAGAGGACUGUUAGAUAAUGAGCUCCAGCGCCUUAAAAACGAGGUGAACGCCGCCGAAAAACAGAGGAAACAACUGGAAGACGAGCUGGCUAAAGUCAGGAGUGAAAUGGACGCUCUCCUGCAGAUGAAGGUUCAAGCUGAGAAGCAGACGCUGUCCAACACCGAGAAGAGCAAGCAGCUUCUGGAGUCUGAGGCGCUGAAAAUGAAACAGCUUGCAGAUGAAGCAACUCGACUGAGGUCUGUGGCCGAAGAGGCGAAGAAGCAGAGGCAGACGGCAGAGGACGAGGCGGCACGGCAGAGAGCCGAGGCUGAGAAAAUACUGAAAGAGAAACUGGCCGCCAUCAACGAAGCGACGCGCCUGAAGACCGAAGCGGAGAUCGCUCUGAAAGCUAAAGAAGCAGAGAACGAAAGGCUGAAAAGAAAAGCGGAGGACGAAGCUUAUCAGAGGAAGCUGCUGGAGGAUCAAGCUGCUCAGCACAAACAAGACAUCCAAGAGAAAAUCACACACCUGAAGAGCUCAUCUGACUCCGAGUUAGAGAGACAGAAAACUAUCGUGGAGGAAACUCUGAGGCAGAAGAAGGUGGUGGAAGAAGAAAUUCACAUCAUUAAGAUCAACUUUGAGAAAGCAUCUAAAGGAAAGUCGGAUUUGGAGGUGGAGUUAAAGAAGCUGAAGGGAAUCGCAGAGGAGACACAGAAGAGCAAAGUCAAAGCCGAGGCGGAGGCAGAGAAACUGAAAAAGCUCGCCGCAGAGGAGGAGAAGAAGAGGAAAGAAUCGGAGGAGAAGGUGAAGAGGAUUACUGCAGCAGAAGAAGAAGCAGCUCGACAGUGCAAAGCCGCUCAGGAGGAAGUCGAACGCCUCAAAAAGAAAGCUGCUGAAGCAAAUAAGCAGAAAGACAAGGCGGAGAAAGAGGCAGAGAAGCAGGCCGUCAUGGCCAAAGAGGCGGCGCAGAAGUGCACUUCGGCAGAGCAGAAGGCCCAGGAUGUUCUCAGCAAGAAUAAAGAAGACAGCCUCGCUCAGACAAAGCUCAAAGAGGAGUUCGACAAUGCUAAGAAACUCGCACAAGCAGCCGAGAAAGCCAAAGACAAAGCGGAGAAAGAGGCAGCUCUGCUCCGACAGAAAGCCGCAGAGGCUGAAAAGCAGAAAAAAGCUGCAGAGGAUGAAGCUGCGAAACAAGCCAAAGCUCAAAAAGACGCAGAGAGACUGAAGAAAGAAGCAGAAGAGGAAGCUGCAAAGAGAGCGGCAGCUGAGGCGGCGGCUCUGAAGCAGAAAAAGCAGGCGGACGCAGAGAUGGCCAAGCACAAAAAAGAAGCAGAACAAGCACUUAAGCAGAAGACUCAGGUUGAGAAGGAGCUCACGAUGGUUAAACUGCGGCUGGAUGAGACCGAUAAGCAGAAAGCUGUGUUGGAUGAGGAGCUUCAGCGAGUUAAAGGUGAAGUAAACGACGCCGCCAAGCAAAAGAAACAGGUGGAGGACGAACUGUCUAAAGUUAAGAUCCAGAUGGAUGAGCUCCUGAAGCUUAAGCUUAAAAUUGAGGAAGAGAACAAGCGCCUCAUGAAGAAAGACAAAGAUAAUACACAGAAGUUGCUCGCGGAGGAAGCAGGGAAAAUGAAGAUCCUGGCGGAGGACGCUGCCAGACUGAGCGUCGAAGCCGAAGAAGCGGCCAGACAGAGACAGAUCGCAGAGUCUGACUUGACUGAUCAGAGGGCGCUCGCAGAGAAAAUGCUAAAGGAGAAAAUGCAGGCCAUCCAGGAAGCUACAAAACUGAAAGCUGAGGCAGCGGAGCUCCAGAAACAGAAGGACCAGGCACAAGAAAAGGCGAAAAAGCUGCUAGAGGACAAACAGCAGAUCCAGCAGCGCCUUGAUAAGGAGACCGUGGACUUCCAGAAAUCUUUAGAGGCAGAGCGAAAGAGGCAACUCGAGGUUUCAGCCGAAGCAGAGAAGCUGAAAUUGAGGGUGAAAGAGCUCAGUGACGCUCAGGCCAAAGCUGAAAACGAGGCUAAGAAAUUCAAGAAACAAGCAGAUGAAGCGAAGGUGCGUUUUGAGGAGACAGAGAAACAACCUACGAGCACCGUGGUGCAGAAGCUGGAGACACAGAGGCUGCAGAGCACCAAGGAGGCUGAUGACUUAAAGAAAGCCAUCGCUGACCUCGAGAAAGAGAAGGAGAAACUGAAAAAGGAGGCAGAGGAACUUCAGAAAAAAUCCAAAGAGAUGGCAAAUGCCCAACAAGAACAAAUUGAGCAACAGAAGGCAAUUCUUCAGCAGUCCUUCCUCACAGAGAAGGAGCUGUUGUUGAAAAGGGAAAAGGCGGUGGAAGAUGAGAAGAAGAAGCUUGAGAAACAGUUUGAGGAUGAAGUGAACAAGGCCAAAGCUCUGAAAGCAGAACAAGAACGACAGUGGAAGCUAAUGGAAGAGGAGAAGAAGAAGCUUCAGGCCGUUAUGGAUGAAGCUGUAAAGAAACAAAAGGGGGCUGAGGACGACAUGAAAAACAAACAGAAAGAAAUGGAAGUGCUUGAAAAGAAAAGGCUAGAACAAGAAAAGCUCCUGGAAGAGGAAAACAAAAAGCUCAGAGAGAAACUUCAGAGUCUCGAGGUUGCCUCCAAAACGAAGGAGACUGACCUCCAGUCUGAGCAGUUAGUUACCAUGACAACGGUGACAACAACAAAGAAAGUGUUCAACGGCUCUGUUGACGUGGACGGAGCGAAGAAAGAUGCUGAAUCACCGUUUGCCUUCGAAGGAAUUAGAGAGAAAGUUCCAGCCGAUAGGCUUCAUGAAAUCGGCGUCCUGACUAAAAAAGAACUGGACAAACUGAAAAAGGGCAAAGUCUCCGUGCAAGACCUCGGAAAGACUGAUAAAGUCAAGUCAUGUCUUCAGGGCCAGAGCUGUGUCGGAGGUGUCUUGACUCCAUCCAAAGAGAAAAUGAGUGUCUAUCAGGCUAUGAAAGAGAAGAAGAUCAAUCCUAACACUGCCACGAUGCUCCUGGAAGCUCAGGCAGCUUCUGGCUACAUCGUAGAUCCGGUGAAAAAUAAACUCCUCUCCGUCGACGAGGCUGUUAAAGAGGAGUUGAUCGGCCCUGAGCUCCAUGACAGGAUGCUCUCUGCAGAGCGAGCAGCCACUGGCUUCAAAGACCCCUACACUGGAGACAAAAUCUCUCUCUUUGAGGCCAUGAAGAAGGGUCUGAUUGAAAAAGAGCAGGCCACCAAGUUGUUGGAUGUACAGCUUGCAACGGGUGGCAUCGUUGAUCCCAUCAACAGCCAUCGAGUGCCUCUUCAGACGGCCUACAAGCAGGGUCAGUUUGAUGCAGACAUGAACAAGGAACUCACUGACCCCAGCGAUGAUUCCAAGUUUUUCAUCGACCCCAGCACUCAGGAACAGCUCACCUACAAACAGUUGCUGGACAAAUGCACCAAGGACGCAGAGACAGGACUGCUGAUCUUACCAGUCACAGAGAAAGCUGCUCAGAGUGAGAAAACGUACACCGAUCAGGAGACUAAAGACGUGUUCAGUACAUCAAACGUUGUCAUGCCUUUUGGAAGGUUCAAAGGCAAAACCGUCACCAUUUGGGAGGUCAUAAAUUCAGAAUAUUUCACUGAAGAGCAAAGGAGAGAACUGAUUCGCCAGUACAAGACCGGCAAGAUCACAGUAGAGAAGAUUAUUAAAAUUGUCAUCACCUGUGUGCAAGACAAGGAGAAGGAUAAUGAAAAUACAUUCAAUGGUUUGAGGGCUCCAGUUUCUGCCAGUGAGCUGCUAGAGUCGAAGAUUAUAAACAAGGACUUGUUCAACAAGUUGAGUAAUGGCAAGAUUACAGUGAAAGAGGUUGCUGAGACGGAGCCCGUGAAAAAGGCCCUGCAGGGAACACCGAGCAUCGCUGGACUGUUGAACGAACCAACCAAGGAGAAAAUGCCUUUCUAUCAAGCUAUGAAGAAAGAAUUACUGUCACCAGAAACGGCGAUGCACCUUCUUGAGGCCCAAGCAGCGACAGGGUUUGUAAUCGAUCCGGUCAAAAACGAGCGAGUCCCUGUUGAUGAAGCUGUAAAGUCUGGGCUUGUGGGUCCAGAACUCCAUGACCGACUCCUGUCAGCAGAGAGAGCUGUCAGCGGCUACAAAGACCCAUACACAGGGAAGAAGGUGUCUCUGUUUGAAGCCAUGAACAAAGGCCUUAUAAAGAAAGAUCACGGCAUCCGUCUGCUCGAGGCACAGCUCUCAACAGGUGGCAUCAUUGACCCUGUUAAAAGCUACCGCAUCCCACAUGAGGUUGCCUGCAAGCGUGGCUAUUUUGAUGAUGAAAUCAGCAAGACCUUGAAGGAAAACACUGAUGACACAAAGGUGUUUUCUGAUCCCAACUCACAGGAGGAUUCAACCUACGAUCAGCUCAUGAAUAAAUGUAUUACAGACAAAGAAACUGGACUCCCAUUGCUUCCUCUUUCAAAGAAGGCUGCAAAGCCAAAAGAAGACAAACAGAUUACAGAGGCUAAGACAAAGGAAGCUUUGAACCAUUCAACCAUGGAGCUGGACUAUGGGCCUUUCAAGGGAAGAAAGGUCACAAUUUGGGAGAUCAUACACUCCGAGUAUAUCACUGAGGAGCAAAGGAUACAGCUGAUUCGCCAGUACAGAAUGGGACAGGUGACCAUUGAAAAGCUGAUAACGAUCGUGAUAACAAUGGUUGAGGAAAAAGAGGACCAGACAAAGGAAAAGGCCUGUUUCGAAGGUCUCAGAGCACCAGUCACCGCCAGCUCUUUGCUUGAUUCCAACAUCAUCGAUAAGGCUACAUUUGACCAAAUCCAACAGGGUAAAAAGACACCGAAAGAGGUUAGUGAAACUGACAAGGUCCGGAAGUACCUGCAGGGCACAGACCGCAUUGAUGGUGUCGCUAUGAAAGAUUCAAAUGAGAAGUUAAGCAUCUAUCAAGCAAUGAAGAAGAAUGUUUUGCAGCAUAACACGGGGCUCGCGCUUCUUGAGGCUCAAGCUGGAACUGGUUUCAUAACUGAUCCGGUCAAAAAUCAGAAAUACACUGUGGAUGAUGCUGUGAAGGAGGGAGUCGUCGGCCCAGAGCUUCACGAGAAACUUCUCGCAGCUGAAAAAGCAGUGACUGGAUACAAAGAUCCGUAUACAGGCAAUAAGAUUUCUCUAUUCCAAGCCAUGAAGAAAGAGCUCGUCCUGAGGGAGCAUGCUAUUCCUCUCCUGGAGGCUCAGUUUAGCACAGGAGGCAUCGUCGAUCCAGUCAGCAGCCAUCGUGUUCCCAAUGAUGUGGCCAUUAAGCGAGGCUUCUGCAGCAAACAAUUUUCCAAGUCCUUCAAUGAACCAUCAGGCGAUGUUAAAGGCUUCACCAAUCCAAACACCAAUGAGAAUGUUACUUACAAGCAGCUGGUGGAGAAAUGCGAAAGAGAUCCUAACUCGGGUCUCUGCUACCUGACUCUGUCAAAGGCCGAAGCUCCUGCUCCCGAAGAGAAGUCGUAUCAGUACACAGAGGAGCAAGCCCAAGCAGAUCUGGCCAACACUCAGAUUGAGAUCCCUCAUAAGAGUUUUGCAGGAAAGACCAUGACUAUUUGGGAAGUCAUGAACUCAAACAUGCUUCCAGAGGAGGAGAGACGGCGCCUCAUGGAGCAGUAUCGCUCGGGGCAAAUCACAAAGGAAAGAAUGCUAAUCAUCAUCAUUGAAAUCGUUGAACAAAGAGAAACCCUGAAGACCGAGCAGAGCAUGUCAUGCGAUGUAAUCAGGAGAAGGAUUACUAUUGAGGAGCUAUACAGCGCUCGCAUUAUCGACCUACACACAUACAACCUCCUGAAGCAAGAAAAGAUGACGAUUCGCGAGGUGAUGGAAAUGCCCUCAGUCAAACAGUACCUCUUUGGCACCGGUUGCAUCGCUGGAAUCUUGUCAGACAGUCCUCCAAAGAUCAGCAUUUACCAGGCAAUGAAGGGCGGACAGAUUAAACCCGAAGUUGCUUUGAAUCUCCUCGAGGCCCAAGCAGCAACAGGAUUCAUGAUCGAUCCAGUGAAAGAUGAACUUCUAACAGUUGACGAAGCGGUACGUAAAGGGCUCGUCGGGCCUGAACUUCACGACAAACUUCUCUCUGCUGAAAGAGCCGUUACAGGCUACAAAGAUCCGUACAGCGGGAAAGUCAUUUCUCUCUUCCAGGCAAUGAAAAAAGACCUUGUUCCUGAGGAUUAUGCCUUGAAGCUCUUGGAGGCCCAGAAUGCCACAGGCGGAUUGAUCGACCCUGAUUACUACUUCCGUCUCCCUACAGAUGUUGCCAUGCAGCGUGGAUACAUUAACAAGGAGACACUUGACAGAAUAUCUGAACCUACUGACGAUGUGCGAGGUUUCACUGAUCCGGCGUCAGAUGAAAAACAGUCCUACGCCCAGCUGCUGAAGAGAUGCAGGGUUGAUAAAGAAAGUGGUCAUCGCUUACUCUCACUGGCAGAUCGAAGACUUCUCUUCAAGGGUCUCAGAAAGCAAAUCACUGUGGACGAGCUCCUGCGUUCACAGAUUAUCAGCCAAAAGACAUACAGCCAGCUCACUGAGGGAACCAUUUCAGUGGAGGAGGUCAGCAGAGACGUGAAGAAAUACCUGGAGGGAACCAGCUGCAUCGCUGGUGUGUAUGUAGAAUCUAGCAAAGACCGUCUGUCUAUUUAUCAAGCCAUGAAGAAGAACAUGAUCAGACCAGGAACUGCCUUUGAGCUGCUCGAGGCUCAAGCCGCCACAGGAUAUGUAAUUGACCCCAUUAAGAACCUGAAACUUAACGUCACUGAAGCUGUAAAGAUGGCCGUUGUUGGCCCAGAGUUUAAAGAUAAACUCCACUCAGCCGAACGAGCCGUCACAGGCUACAAGGACCCGUAUUCUGGCAAGAUCAUCUCACUAUUCCAGGCAAUGAAAAAGGGUCUCAUUCUGAAAGACCACGGCAUUCGUCUGCUGGAGGCUCAGAUCGCCACCGGUGGGAUCAUUGAUCCACAGGAGAGCCUUCGCCUGCCAGUAGAAACAGCAUAUGAGCGUGGCCUCUUCGAUGAGGAGAUGAAUGAAAUCCUCACUGACCCAUCUGAUGAUACAAAGGGCUUCUUUGACCCCAACACUGAGGAAAAUCUCACCUACCUGCAACUGAUGGAGAGGUGCAUGAUCGACCCAGAGACUGGCCUCGCUCUGCUGCUGCUCAAAGAGAAGAAGCGCGAGAGGAAGACGUCAUCCAAGUCCUCCGUUCGCAAACGCAGGGUCGUCAUCGUCGACCCGGAGACGGGCAAAGAGAUGUCCGUGUACGAGGCGUACCAGAAGGGCCUCAUUGACCACCAGACCUACCUGGAGCUCGCUGAGCAGGAGUGUGAGUGGGAGGAAAUUACCAUCACCUCAUCUGAUGGAGUUGUGAAAUCCAUGAUUAUCGACAGAAGGUCCGGUCGGCAGUAUGACAUCGACGAUGCAAUCUCAAAGGGCCUGAUUGACAAGUCGGCUCUGGAUCAGUACCGUGCAGGAACUCUGUCCAUCACAGAGUUUGCAGACAUGCUGUCAGGAAACAUGAGCGGCUCCAGAUCACGUUCAUCCUCCUUUGGCUCCAGUUCUUCUUACCCCAUGAGCCCGGUACCUUCCAUAAAAGCACCAGCAACCACCUGGAACGACCCGACUGAGGAAACCGGCCCCGUGGCUGGAAUCUUAGACACAGAAACACUGGAGAAGGUGUCCAUCACAGAGGCCAUACACAGAAACCUUGUGGACAAUAUCACAGGUCAAAGGCUGCUGGAAGCUCAGGCCUGCACAGGAGGCAUUAUCGACCCAAAUACUGGAGAGAAAUUCGCUGUUGCGGAUGCGAUGAACAAAGGGCUUGUGGAUAAAAUCAUGGUGGACCGCAUCACUCUCGCCCAGAAGGCGUGCAAUGGAUUUGAGGAUCCCAGAACCAAAACCAAAAUGUCAGCCGCCCAAGCUCUAAAGAAAGGCUGGCUGUACUACGAAGCAGGCCAACGGUUCUUGGAGGUCCAGUAUCUCACUGGUGGAUUAAUUGAACCAGAUUCCACCAGCAGAGUCUCCAUAGACGAGGCAGUGAAGAAGGGCACCUUAGAUGCACGCACUGCACAGAAGUUACGGGACGUUAGUGCAUACUCCAAAUACCUCACAUGCCCCAAAACCAAGCUCAAGAUCUCUUACAAGGACGCGAUGGAGAGAAGCAUGGUAGAGGAGGGGACCGGGCUGAGACUACUUGAAGCAUCAUCCCAAUCAAGCAAAGGCCUCUACAGUCCCUACAGCAUCAGCGGGUCAGGCUCUGCUACUGGGUCACGGUCUGGCUCCAGGUCUGGCUCCAGGUCUGGCUCCAGAAGAGGCAGCUUUGAUGCCAUGGGAUCAAGUUUAACCAGCACCUUCUCAUCAACCUCUUCCACCACUUACAGUUCCCCGAGCUACGGCCGCCGAUACUGACCAGUUUGAAAGUUCAGGAAUGAUUUUCUAAGGGAAGGAUACACUCUAAAGCCACAGUGCUCACCAGAUGCCUACUUCUUAGUGGAAUAAGGACUACCUUCAUUCUGCUCUGCAUGUGGUUGUUACAGGACUUUUUCGUAUUUAAUUUUAUACAAGUUGAAUAAUUUCGUUUACGUAUGUGUCACAUUUACUUUUAGUUAUGUUUAUGCUAUCAGACUCUCUGAUUACCGUAUUGUAAGCAGCAAACGCAAGAGCUGUUUAUCAUUUCCAAUAUAUAUCACAAAGUUUCAAGUGUACGUGAUAUUUUGUUUUGGUUUUAAAGUUGAAUAUUAUACGCAUUUACUGUUCCACAAACAAGACUCUAUUUACAAUACUGUGCGUGUUACACUAUAACCGAAACUGUUCAUUACCAUUAGCCUGAUUGUUAAGGAGAACCAAAUUGGAUGUACAUGUGUAUAUUUCUGAAUAUCGAGAGAAAAAAAAAAAGAUAGAUAGAUGCCACUCUGCAGAGCAGAAUAAGAAGUCUCUCCCGAAGAUGAAUUAACACUAAAAGUGUCUGCUUUAAGAAUGCCAAGCUUCAAGAUCUUUUCUCUCCUGGGCCACACUGCCACAUAUACUCUCCCAAUAUCUACUCCAUUCCCAGCUGUCCUUCAUAUAACCUGGAGUCACGCAACACGCUAACCUUACGAAAUGAACCUCAAAGAGCAAGUUCCCAUCAGUGGAAAGAUUACACAUCCUCUGAUGACCAUAAACACCAUCUGACAGUUCACACAUCCAACCUCAAGACCAACACAUGCAAGAACCUGCCUUUCUGAAAACUUCAAAAAGAUUUUGUCUCUACGGUUCUUUUCGUCUCCGGCUCUUUGCUCCGAUGUCUUCCAGACAGCCGUCACGUGGCAAUAAUUUGGAUUGUGACCUUCACUGUAAUCAUUGAUUUUAUGCAACACACUUGCUCAUUCAACAUUUCAUCCUAUUCUUUUAUUCUUUUGACUGUGGACCAUUUUGAUACUUGCAUUAUUAUUAUUAUUUUUAUCUUGAGUUCAUUUAAAGGCCUAAACCAUGCUUUGUAAGUGCCUGCAGAAUACUCUAACACUUAAAUGGGAUGUUGAGUAAUAAAAGACGGUACAGCUGUAACUGACUGAUGCAUGACUGAAAGAGCAAUGCGACCCAUACUAGUAUGAUUACUGUGUUAUCAGGUAAGCCUUUUUACAGUCCAACGACAUAAUCUAACUUUAAAAUAAUAACUGUCAUGUCAGUGUCAUAAAUGUGUUAGUCACACAGGGCUAAAAUGUAUGGUUUGAAUGUUAAAAAGUUGCAUUAUUUGAAUAUUUUUUUCCCUACACAGACAAAUAAUGUAAUGUAUGUACUGUACAUUGAUGAUUAUGUAGAGCACUAUUGCUAUAAAAGCCAUGAAUUAACAUUUCUUUGAGAAAGAUCUUUAAGCUUUGCCACCAGACCCAGUAUU
This is a messenger RNA of Centropristis striata (black sea bass), 15628 nucleotides long. RefSeq names its product plectin a (gene pleca). The transcript is spliced from 34 exons. Gene Ontology annotation, biological process: wound healing; hemidesmosome assembly; intermediate filament cytoskeleton organization. Bases 610 to 14163 code for a protein of 4517 amino acids. Gene Ontology annotation, cellular component: sarcolemma; focal adhesion; perinuclear region of cytoplasm. Lineage: Eukaryota; Metazoa; Chordata; Actinopteri; Perciformes; Serranidae. Gene Ontology annotation, molecular function: ankyrin binding; cadherin binding; structural constituent of cytoskeleton. The record is from RefSeq and is a predicted model, not a curated record.